AUGACGCACAAGUCCUCGCAGGCCGCCAGCAACCGGCACUCCAUGGAGAUCAGCGCCCCCGUCCUCAUCAGCUCCAGCGACCCGCGGGCAGCCGCCAGGAUCGGGGACCUGACCCACCUCUCCUCCAGCGCCCCGGCACAGGAUUCCUCUUCGAUUGGAACAGCCACGGUGGCUGGUCCCAGGACGAGUGCAAUAAUUGGAGAUCAGGGAACACCACCGAAGGUCCAGCUCCCCCUCAAUAUCUACCUAGCCCUGUACGCCUACAAGCCUCAGAAGAAUGAUGAGCUGGAGCUCCGCAAAGGUGAGAUGUACCGGGUCAUUGAGAAGUGCCAGGAUGGCUGGUUCAAGGGGACGUCGCUGAGGAGUGGGAUGUCUGGCGUCUUCCCAGGCAACUACGUGACGCCUGUUUCAAGGGUGCCGGUGGGAGCUGGGCAGCCCAGGAACAGCGGAGCCGGGGGAGCUCCGGCAACGAAAGGAGCCCCAGGAGCCAUCCACCCCAUCGGGGCCAGUCACACCAACGCCGCCACGGCUGUCAGACCAGUUGUUCCUAUCACUGCGCCUCAGACGCAUCCCCAGCUACAGGCGGCCUCUCCGCAGCUGAAUAACUGCUUGAGGUAUUCAGCUCAGCAGCCGGGCAGCCAGACCCGCGCCGCCAUGCAGAUGGGUACGUGCCUUUCGCCCUGGGCCGGCAGGAUUGAUGCCAAGGAGAAGAAGAGUGGGCUGCUGAAACUUCUAGCAGGAGCAUCAACAAAAAAGAAGUCACGUUCCCCGCCGUCUGUGUCCCCCACGCAUGACCCCCAGGCAGCCAUCGAAGGAGUCCUGCAAGGGGCAGUGGGACCCGAGCUCUCCUCCCUCUCCAGCCACGGCAGGGCUGGCUCAUGCCCUAUUGAGAGCGAAAUGCAGGGAGCCAUGGGGCUGGAGCCUCUGCACAGAAAAACAGGCUCCUUGGAUUUGAAUUUUUCCAUCCCUUCUCCUGCCAGGCAGCCCCUCUCUUCCAUGGCAGCUAUUCGGCCAGAGCCCAAGCCUUUGCCCCGGGAAAGGUACCGCGUCGUAGUCCCGUACCCACCGCAGAGCGAGGCCGAGAUCGAACUGAAGGAAGGUGACAUCGUGUUUGUGCACAAGAAGCGGGAGGACGGCUGGUACAAAGGGACAUUGCAGAGGAACGGCAGGACGGGCCUCUUUCCCGGGAGCUUUGUGGAGAGCUUCUGAGGACGGCUCGCCGCUCUCUCACCUGGAGGGGCUUUCAGGGGAAACUGCAUAGCACAAGAAGAGACAGCAAAGGGAAACUGGACUGAUAACCACUGCCAUUUUUCUUUCCAAAGACUCUCCCCAGGCCCUUCAGUCUACAGCUCCGGAGACGCAGUGCCCCGCUGCGCUCCCGAGACCGCGUGCGGUGCAUACAGUGGUAUGUUGAAGUAGUGCCUUCCACCGGGAACCACAGGCUGAAAGGACGCCCAUCUGGACUGUACGUAACCGAAACUCCGGCUGUUAACCCUUUGUGUAAAUUAUAGAGAAAAUAUCUUUAAAAAA
Messenger RNA from Opisthocomus hoazin, 1530 nucleotides. The record is from RefSeq and is a predicted model, not a curated record. Lineage: Eukaryota; Metazoa; Chordata; Aves; Opisthocomiformes; Opisthocomidae.